GAGAUUGGAUAUUGCUAAUUGUUGUGAUUGGUCUGGGAUCGAGUGUGAUAACACUACAAGGCGAGUGAUCCAACUCUCUCUUUCUGGUGCAAGGGAUUUCCGCUUGGGCGAUUGGGUUCUCAACGCCUCUUUGUUUCUUCCCUUUAAAGAAUUGCAAAGUCUUGAUUUGAACAAAAAUAGAUUAAUUGGUUGCUCUGAGAAUCAAGGCUUCGAAGUCCUAUCAUCUAAGCUAAGGAAAAUGAAUGCCCUUGACCUCAGUGGUAAUCGUUUUAGCAAUAAUUUUGUAUCAUGUUUCAAUGGGCUUUCAUCUCUCAGGUCUUUGGAUCUGUCCAGCAAUCUGCUGAAAGGAUCAGCUGACUUCCAUGGUUUCAAAGUCUUGUCAUCAAGGUUAAGAAAACUAGAGAGCCUUCGCCUAAAGAUGAAUGGAUACAAUGAUAGAAUUUUUUCAACUCUAACUGGAUUUUCAUCUCUCAAGUCUUUGGAUCUAUCAUACAAUCAGUUGACAGGAUCAGCUGGCUUCAAUGCUUUUCAACUCCAACCGAUGAGGCUGGGGAAACUAGAGAACCUUUACUUGAGUCGCAAUCAACUGAACAGCAACAUCUCAUCAAUUCUAAGUGGGCUUUUAUCCCUCAAGUCUUUGGAUCUAUCAUAUAAUAUGUUGAGAGGAUCAAAUAUCAAUGGUUUUGAGGCCCUACCAUCAAAAUUGAGGAAACUAGAGAGCCUUGACCUAAGCUAUAAUAGAUUCAACGACAACGAUUUAUCUUAUUUGUGUGAAUUUCCAUCCCUCAAGUCUCUAAAUCUAUCGGGCAAUAUGUUCUUAGGAUCAACGACUAUCAAUGGUUUAAGGAAGUUGGAGGUCCUUAGUCUGAACGAGCUCACCAUCAUCGGAAGUACUUUGCUGCUGUCAUUGGGAGCAUUGCCAUCCCUAAGGACCCUUUCUCUUAAGGAAACUAAUUUAAGCGGGACGUCAAUAAGUCAAGGGAGUUUUUUCAAUUCGACCACCCUUGAAGAGUUGAUACUCGACGGCAGUUCUUUCCCAACAAACAAUCUUCAGAAUAUUGGAGCAUUUUCAGCGCUUAAAAUUCUGUCUUUAAGUGGUUGUGAUCUCAAUAGCACCUUACCAGCAUAAGAUUGGUGUGAAUUGAAAAAUCUAUAGCAGUUAGAUAUCUCUUGGAAUAAUCUGAAGGGUUCACUCCCAGAUUGUUUCAGAAACUUGUCAUCUCUACAACUAUUAGAUGUUUCUGGAAAUCGGCUUGCUGGAAAUAUUGCCUCCGGCCCUCUUACCAAUCUCAAAUCCCUUGAAUUCCUCUCAUUAUCAACUAACCACUUUUGAAGUCCCACUUUCAUUUAUGUCCUUCAUGAACCACUCAAAACUCAAGCUCUUCAUAUGUGACCACAACACACUAAUAGGAGACAAAGCUGGCUUUCAGAAUUUCAUUCCAAAGUUCCUACUCAUGUUGUUCAGCUUGUCAUAUAGUACAUCUAAAGCACUCAAUGCAGAUGUUCCCAACUUUCUCUAUAACCAAUAUGACUUGAGAAACCUUGAUCUCUCCAACAACAACUUCAGUGGAAUGUUCCCAUCGUGGUUACUUGAAAACAACACCAGCUUGGAAGCAAUAUAUUUGAGGCAGAACUCCUUUGUUGGUCCUUUGAAAUUGCCAAACCAUC
Molecule: messenger RNA, 1668 nt
Organism: Populus euphratica (Euphrates poplar)
Lineage: Eukaryota; Viridiplantae; Streptophyta; Magnoliopsida; Malpighiales; Salicaceae
Product: probable LRR receptor-like serine/threonine-protein kinase At4g36180
Exons: 9
Coding region: 239-1129 (296 amino acids)
Molecular function (GO): protein binding
Source: RefSeq, a predicted model, not a curated record